AGCCACGACAGCGGCUCAAACUUCAGUCGGCUUGUGGUCUGUGGAGUCAUAUCCGUGUGCGUGCGGUGUUUCCGCGCAUUUGCUAAGUCAGGCCAUGUCCGAGAGCGCCCGCCUGGCGGAAACUUCACAUAUUGGCAACUAUGGCGCGGCGUCUGCAGAAGGAGAGGUCACAUCCCAACAGGAUGCAUCGCAAACUGCACCAGCUGCACCUCAUGAAACGCAAAGACAAGGCAUGUUCCCUGUGGAGCCCUUUUGGUGGCUUGGUGAGCUUCUUCCAGGCCAAUAUCCGUAUUUGCCCAGCUACGUCAGAAAAGUCCACAGUUUUCCACAUUUGGUCCUCCUCACGGGCAUGCUUGCCAAUUGUGGGCUUUUUGUUCAGCUGGUGUUUUCCUGGAAGUAUUGGGAAGAAGAAGAACAUGGCCCUUGGGAUUAUGUAGUUGUUAUUGCAUCCUGCCUGUUUGCGGUGAUCAGCUUGCAGCUACUCCAUGCUGAGUUGGUUCAAUACAGCAUUGAUUUGCACGAGUCCUCGGUUGAGGCACAAAAAAGCAAAGAUCAAAUGAUGAGCACGUUCAAUGGCAUGGUCUGCGACCUUGACACGAUGCUGGCCAAAUCAGCUGACACUCAGGCAGCUUUGGCAGAACGAAGUUUGGACUCUCACAGGCGCGACCUCCACAACUUCCUGCUGAAGGGGAUUAGCACAAAAGUGCGUCGCAUGCAGGAAUUCCCCACAAUGGACUUUAUAGCUUUCCUCGCCUUAUACUUGAAAAUCUUUGAAGAGUGUUCUGCAUAUCCUUUGGACGAGCCUUUCAUCAUUGCUACCAAAGAUGAAGUUCUGGAAGGAUGUGCUUCCAUCGGUGAAGUUGUGGAGCUCGUUGGCAAGAGGGCGAAGGGAAUGGAAGUGAAGUUUCUUCGAAAACAAGUUGAUGGGGCCAAGAAGCGAUCUUCCACAUUGCGCCAAAAGUGGAGAAAAGUUGUUCAUGUGCCAAGAAAGGUGCUCCUACUCACUGGCCUCUCACAAUUUGUGAAGACAAAGCAAGGAGAAGUGGAGGGGAAGAACGACACAAGCCCGGAUGAAGAAAUGAGUUUGCCAAAAGGCUGUUCCGGUGACGCGAAGCAGGAGAUCAAGUGGCUGCGAUUUGACCUGAAUGGUGGCUUCGUCAUCCACGUGGAGGAAGACGACCCCUUUCCAAUCCAGAUCAAAGGUGGCUUCUUCACGUGCACAGUGCUUUCUCCGGAGCAUGCAAGGCUCCUUUUCAGCUUCUUCAUUGGCGUUCCACUUCUGCUGAUGAACAUCAUGUUGGUUCGGCCACCAUAUACCGUCGUCAUAGGCAACAUGUUGGUUACCUUGAUUUGCAUUACAUUCGUUUUGCACGAUUUCCUGGACAUCGAUGCAAUCCAGAGACUGGAAGUACAGAUCAAAGAAAUGCAAGCAGCAGUUCAAGCUGUGGAAGAGCGACGCCAAUAUAUGUUGGACUUCUUCAGCAGAGUGCAUCGACUUUCAGACUUUUGGCUUUUUCGCACGCUACCACGACUUGAACUAAUGAAGCUCUGUGGGGACGCGUUGGAAGAUGCAGAAGAUGCCAAGAUGGCUCCAUUGUUGGUGGACAUUGUUUCGAAGGUCAGCAACCUGGAGGAGGCCCUGCUACCCACUGAACUGUGGCAAUCUGAAGGGUUGACAGAUGCAGAAAAAAAGAAGACCUCGGUGCCAUGCUCGGAACACUGCAGUCGUAGCAGCAGCACUGCCAUGUGCUGCCUUUUUGUUGAAUUUGAUCAUGGCACUGAGCAUGAAUGUAGAGCUCUUGGAGUGCAACUCGUCCUUCUGCCGCAUGAAGAUUUGAUCAGUUCGAGUGGAUAAAGACUGGCGAAGAGCGACUGUUUUCAGGAUUGCUUGUCCAAGAUCGCCUCCCAACAUGAUGCAAAUCAUGCCCUCCAAGAGAUGCCAAGUAUCACUGAGGAGCUAAUCGAGCUGAGAAACUCCAAGAACUUUGAGCCGGAAAGCCAAACUCAACAGCCUGCACAAUCAGCAGACUACACUGUGAGACGCUUGAGUUGAGUCGUGAAGACUGGUGCUCGCAGCCACAUGAGAAAGGG
Messenger RNA from Durusdinium trenchii, 2091 nucleotides. The record is from the annotation of a GenBank genome assembly. NCBI's taxonomy places the organism in Eukaryota, Dinophyceae, Suessiales, Symbiodiniaceae.